Messenger RNA from Kickxella alabastrina, 809 nucleotides. Its product is annotated as Rrp15p-domain-containing protein. Bases 113 to 760 code for a protein of 215 amino acids. Gene Ontology annotation, biological process: maturation of LSU-rRNA; maturation of 5.8S rRNA. The record is from RefSeq and is a predicted model, not a curated record. The transcript has a single exon. NCBI's taxonomy places the organism in Eukaryota, Fungi, Kickxellomycota, Kickxellomycetes, Kickxellales, Kickxellaceae. Gene Ontology annotation, cellular component: preribosome, large subunit precursor.
CACCGCUCUACUUUUUUGUUUCCAGUGCAUUUAUUAUUUACCAUAUAUACAAGCUCAUACACUCUACUCCGUUUUAUUUAUAUAACAAAACAACUACAAUUAGAAUUCGAAAAUGUCCACAUCAGUCAGACAGCGCGGCAGCAGUGGCAGCAAGGGCAAAGUGACCGCAAAGGUCGAAAAGACCGACAAGCCCGCCAAACAAACCAAGGCUGCCAACUCAGACUCCGAACUUAGCGGCUCCGACAACGGUGACUCUGACAACGGCGACUCCGACAACGGCAACUCAAGCGAUGCUAGCGACUAUGAUGACCUAGCCAAAGCGCGCAAACAAGCACACAAGGCGAUCGGCAGCCGAAAGAGAAAAACCGCAGAUGCCGAAGAGUUCUCCACCAUUCUCUCGUCUAUUCUCGGACAGGAUGCCAGAAACGAGAGCGCGCCGAUUAUGGCCAAGGAUAAGACACGCGAGAACCAGCUUAAAGAGGAGCUCUUGGAUUACCGCGCGCGCAAGGCUCUUGCUGCUGAGCGGCGCAUGCAGAGAGAUAAAGACAGGGUGGUUCCUUCUAUGGUUGGGUUUGAUUACGAGAGGAAGUUGAGGAAGGUUGCGACUAAGGGUGUCAUUAAGCUGUUCAAUGUCGUCAAGGCCCAGCAGACGGAGCUGACCGAGAUCAACAGUGUGCAGACCAUGGGCACCGAGAAGGUUGCGGAGAUGUCAAAGACAAAGUUCCUCGAUUUGCUUAAAACCAAGCCCAUUUCGGAGUAAUGAUUUCAACUUGCUGUUUUUUUUUGAAUAUAAUAUGUCAUUUUCGAUA